AUGCGGUGGUCCGCAACCAAAUUGCUCUACCAGGAAUACAGCGAUGAUGCCCUGAACAAAGCCAUCCAGAGCCAAAAACAGGUCGAUUCCCUGUCCGAAGAGGCGGAACCGCUAUCCCCAAAGCUGCGGAGGAAAGUGCCGAUCUCUCAGGACUCCUACUUGCAACGCCUGUCCGUCUCAUCGGGCUCUUCGCUGUGGCAGGACAUCCCCAUGGUGCGAGGCAGCACCAUGUUGCUUAGCAUGACCCGUGAGGAGCAGAAGCUGCAGGAGGCCAAGUUUGAACUGAUUGCAUCCGAGGCCUCUUACCUGCGGAGCCUGAACGUGGCCGUGGACCACUUCCAGCACUCCCAGGAGCUUCAGGGGGUUUUAAGCACUCAGGACAGACAGUGGCUUUUCUCCCGUCUUCAGGAUGUCCGGGACGUUAGCGCCAACUUCCUCUUUGAACUGGAAGAGAAGCUUGAGGAGAACAUGUUCACCUUCAAUGUCUGUGACGUGGCGCUCAGAAACGCACCGGAAUUUCGCAGGGUCUACUUGCCAUAUGUGACCAACCAGACCUAUCAGGACCAGACUUUUCAGAGACUGAUGAAUGGGGUUCCUGCUUUCCAACAGGUCUUGGAGAAACUGGAAAGUGACCCUGUGUGCCAGCGCCUCUCCCUCAAAUCCUUCCUCAUUCUUCCAUUCCAGCGCAUCACACGACUGAAGCUCCUUCUCCAGAACAUCUUAAAAAGAAUUCCACCCGGGGCCGACGAAGAGGUCCAAGCCACCCAGGCAUACGAUGCUCUUGAGAAGCUCAUCAAAGACUGCAAUGCAAACGUCCAGCGUAUGAAGAGCACCGAAGAAUUAAUUCACUUAAGUCAAAAUAUGGAGUUUGAGUGCAAG
Molecule: messenger RNA, 879 nt
Organism: Protobothrops mucrosquamatus (brown spotted pit viper)
Lineage: Eukaryota; Metazoa; Chordata; Lepidosauria; Squamata; Viperidae
Product: rho guanine nucleotide exchange factor 5
Exons: 7
Biological process (GO): activation of GTPase activity
Cellular component (GO): nucleus; cytoplasm
Molecular function (GO): guanyl-nucleotide exchange factor activity
Source: RefSeq, a predicted model, not a curated record